This is a messenger RNA of Fundulus heteroclitus (mummichog), 2387 nucleotides long. It is a transcript of the gene dele1, whose product is annotated as DAP3 binding cell death enhancer 1. The record is from RefSeq and is a predicted model, not a curated record. NCBI's taxonomy places the organism in Eukaryota, Metazoa, Chordata, Actinopteri, Cyprinodontiformes, Fundulidae. Gene Ontology annotation, molecular function: protein binding.
GAUUGCGUCACCUGCCUACUUCCGGUUUGCUGGUCGUCCGAGUCCGACACAUCCCGUGACAGUUUCUUUAUUAUUUAUUUGUCUACCGCCAGACAAACACCGGCUGCUGUCUGUUUAUGGGGCCGGACGAUCCCUUCCGCACUUUUAAGCAUGAACCUCCGGUAAGAAGUCGGUAGUUGAAGCUGCUCCAGCGGACGGACCGGGAUGUGGAGAGUUCAAGGUUUAGUCGGGAGAGUUUUCCAUCGGUACCAUGGCAGCAGUACCUUACGACUCCCUCAGAACCACCAUGUGGAGGAUGAGGUCAUCAGCGGCUCAGCUGCCCUCUCCACUUCUCGACACGCCUUGGACAACAGAUCCCAGGAUGAGGACGGGGAGAGGAGGAAGAAAGAAAGGACGUUUCAGUUCGGGUAUGCCGAACUUCCAAGUUACACAGCUCUGGAUGCUGUGGGAUGGGGAGCAGUGGCAGUGCUGUUCAUGCAGAUCUGCAGAAGGGUCCACUCCAGGUUUUCUUCAGGCUCCGAGCCCAGUCCCAGUCCUGGAACCCUGACAGCUCCCUCUUCUCUGCAGAAAUGCGGAUACCGCAUCCUGCUGGAAAUCUUAUCGAGACGUGACGUCCUGCCCAGAGGAAGAAAUGUCUUGUGUCUGCAGGCUGUGCCAGAGAGAGAGAAUCAAGAUCAGUCUCCAUCUCAAAGCAGCAGCAGUGAGGCCACUGGCAGUUCUGUCUCUGGCCACCAGGAGGAGCUCCUGGGCAAGGAUUCACUGACACCUGAGGAGCCAUUUCUGAGUUCUCCCCUGCAGACAAAUGUCUUGUGUCUGCAGGCUGUGCCAGAGAGAGAGAAUCAAGAUCAGUCUCCAUCUCAAAGCAGCAGCAGUGAGGCUACUGGCAGUUCUGUCUCUGGCCACCAGGAGGAGCUCCUGGGCAAGGAUUCACUGACACCUGAGGAGCCAUUUCUGAGUUCUCCCCUGCAGACCGAGUUCUACCAGAAACACGCAGAUGACAAGGACAAGGAAGGGUCAGAUAAAGAGAGGCUGACAAAAGCAGCACUCGACCUCAGAAAUGUUGGAGACGGCAGCAUUCCCGUAAUCCUGAACAUCAUUGGUCUAGAAAGUGCCAAGAGUGAGAAAUACGAAGAGGCUUUCUGCUGCUUUCUGGCCUCAGCCCAGCACGGCUACAGCAAGGCGCAGUUUAACACGGGGGUGUGCUACGAGAAAGGAAGAGGAGUCAGCAAGGACAAGGAGAAGGCUCUGCAUUACUACAAGCUUGCAGCCGUCAGUGGCCAUAAACAGGCUCAGUAUCGCUAUGCGAGGCUGCUGCUGACCAGCAGGGGGCAUCAUAGUUUGGAGGAGUUGAACACAGCCAUUAGGUUACUGGAGGAAGCAGCCACAGCUGGGCUCACCAAGGCUCAGAUCUGCCUGGCCUCUUUCUACUCUCAGGAUCCUGUGAAAAAUGGGUGCAAGUCCGUUCAGUACCUGAAGAUGGCAGCAGAGAGCGGAGACAACUCCGCUCUGUUCUUGUUGGGCCAGUGUUACGAACACGGCAUCGGGGUGCAGCAGGAUUUAAAGACAGCCGUGGAGUUCUACAAGCGGGCCGCGCAAGCAGGAAACAAGCAAGCCAAAAACUUACUGACGCCUCCUGAUGAUUCAUACAAAGGUGUGGCGAUGCGCUCCAUACGCUCGGCUCCAUGUUUCUCUUCGGCCGACGGUCGGCUCCAGCCGCUUUCUUCUCUGGCCGGUCGUGUUCAGUCCUCCACCGUUCUUCCUGUCCUCCCUCACUCCUGGAGCACCGGCUGCCUGUUCGCCCCUCCAUCGCAGUCCUCAACACCUCUUCACCUCCAUCCCCCCGGAACAGAAAAGGGAGUCUGUCAGUGGACAGUAGGGAUCAGAUAGAGGGCAGCAGCCAAAACAAAGCCAAAUGACAUGUGCAAGGAAUGUAUCUGAGAGUCUGUGUGUAGCAUCCUUGAAUGGAAAAGGUCAGUGUUUUAUUUGAAUGAGUUUUUUUGUUUACGUCUGAAAGAUGUUCAGAAAAUAGUCUACCAAAAAUAUUUUAAUAUUUUUUGUAGCGACUGUUAAUGCCUGUAUUGGUUCUCUAAUAUGGAGAAAAAAAAAUCAAGUGGCCUUUGGUUGUGCUUCUCUGUUCCGGCACAAGUAUGGAGGAUAAAUCUCAAAAGAAUAACUACACUUGCCAAGAAUAAUGUGGAAAGUUUUCUCCUCUCUUUUGUAUCCGUGUCAUACUUCAACCAAUAACCUUUGUGGUUUAGUUGUGUCUUUAUUGUAAAAUAAACUUUUCAGGAACGUUCUCUUAACCAGCCAUGCCAGUGUGAACUUUGACGAGGAUGUCACUCUGUGAAGCUCACAUUUUUAAAGUAAAAAUACAAAGAAAAUUCCAA